UUUUUCUUUUUCUUUCACUUUCUUCUCUCUUUGCCGUCACUCGCAACAUAUCCUUCUCUCUUCUUUCUUUCUUCUUUCCUUAGUAUUUCACAAAGAACACGGAGUGAGAGAGAGAGCGAUUUUGACGCGCUUUGUCACAAAGUCAUGGAUUUGCUUCUUAGACUUGACUCUAUUCAGAAAAUGUGGUACUCAGCAGCCAAACAUGGGCCUAGCUAAAGUAAAACUUGACUGAAAAAUGGCCUCAGAUCCGAAGGUUCACGUUCUUGAAGAAGUGGCAAAACACAACAGCACCAAAGAUUGUUGGCUUAUUAUUUAUGGGAAGGUAUUAGGCCAUCGGAUGAACUGGGUUUUAGGCAUUCUAUGUUUCUAAGUUUCUGUUUACCCAAAAGAGGUACUCUCAUAAGCAGAGCUUUUCACGUUGGUAAGCACUUCUCAAAUCCAAGUACCGAGGACAUUUUCUUUAGAGCAAUUUGUGUUAAUUUAAAGCAGAGGAGAUGGAAACUCUUGGAACAAAUGUCUCCGAGCCUUACCAAUUCAUUAGUAUGCCGUGUCAUUCAGAAAUUUCGGAACUCGUCACAGUUAGCUUUAGAGUUUUACAAUUGGGUUGGAGAGAAGAAGAGAUUUUCACACUCAUUGGAAUCUUGUUGCACUGUAAUUCAAUUGUUGGUCAACUCAAGGAGAUUUGAUGAUGCCUUGGCUAUUAUGCGGAACUUAAUGUGUGAAAGUGGUGUCCCUCCGUUGGAGAUUUUGGAAGGGUUGAUUAAUAGUUAUGAAGGAUGUGAUCCAAGUCCGGCAGUGUUUGAUGCAUUGGUAAGGGCUUGCACUCAGUUUGGGGCCACUGAUGGUGCUUAUGAAGUCAUCAAGAAGCUGAGAAUGGAGGGUGUUUGGGUUACAAUUCAUGCUUGGAAUAACUUUUUGGGUCACCUUUUGAAGUUGAAUGAGAUUGAUAGAUUUUGGAAGUUGUAUAAGGAAAUUAUUUCAUAUGGGUAUAUUGAAAAUGUGAAUACUUUCAAUUUGGUUGUUCAUGCUCUUUGUAAGGAAUGUAGAUUACUUGAGGCAAUCUCAGCAUUCUACCGGAUGUUGAAGAACAAAAUUUGGCCCAAUAUUGUUACUUUUAACAUGAUCAUAGAUGGAGCUUGUAAGAUGGGUGACUUGGAACUUUCCUUGAAGCUUGUGAGGAAGAUGGGAGUGAUGUCAGGGGGGUGUGUACAACCCAAUUCAGUAACUUACAAUUGUGUCAUAAAUGGGUUUUGCAAGGUUGGGAGUGUAGCAUUGGCGGAAGAAGUGCUUAAUGUAAUGACUAAGAUGGGUAUUGAGUCCAAUGAGAGGACCUACGCAACUUUGAUAGAUGGGUAUGCAAGAGGAGGGAGUUUGGAUGAGGCUUUUAAGUUGUGUAAUGAAAUGGUGGAGAGGGGCUUGAUUCCUAAUACUGUUGUUUACAAUACAGUCAUCCAUUGGCUCUAUAAGGAAGGAGAUAUGGAGGGAGCUUCUUUUCUAUUGUCUGACAUGAUUGAUAAGCGUAUAUGCCCUGAUCAAUUUACCUACUCAAUCCUUGCGAAGGGGCUUUGCAGAAAUGGAUAUGUGACUGAAGCUCUUAAACUUAAUAACCAGAUUAUUGAAAAGAACCUCAUUGCAGAUGCUUUUAUUCACAACAUUCUCAUCAAUUAUAUGUUCAGAAACAAUAAUUUAGCAGGAGCCAAGCAACUGUUGGGCAGUAUGUUUGUUCACGGUUUAAUGCCUGACCUUGUUACCUAUGGUAGCUUGAUUGAUGGGUACUGCAAGGAAGGGAAUGUAGACGGUGCAGUUCAGGUUUAUGAUGGAAUGAUAAAGGUGGAAGAAAAAUCAAACUUGGUAAUAUACAAUUCUGUUAUAAAUGGAUUAUGCAAAUUGGCAUCAAUGGAUGUUGCGAAACUUUUGAUAGAUAUUUUACAGAGGAUGGGUGUACUUGAUGUCAUAACCUAUAAUACUUUGAUAAAUGGCUAUUGCCUCAGUGGGAAGACUGAUGAGGCUUUUACAUUGUUUUUGGAAAUGAGAAAGGUGGGGAUUUUUGAAAACAGAGUUACUUACAAUACAUUAAUCAACUUCUUGUGCAAGUUUGGGUGUUUUGAACAAGCAAAAGACCUUAUGAAGAUGAUGGUUCUGCGUGGAAUUGUUCCUGAUAUCAUAACGUACACAACUCUUGUCACCCAUUUCAGUAAGUAUCGCGGUCCAGAGGAGGUGAUUGAAUUGCAUGAUGAGAUGAUGCUUGAGGGAGUAAUCCCUGAUAGACAAACAUAUAAUGCCAUUGUUAGACCACUUCUUCUCGAAGACCAUCCGUAGACUUGAGACAGAGAGAGGAAGAUUAAUCCUCAGCUCUACUGCUUCCCAACCUCAGUUCUUGGGAUGAAAAGAAGAUUACUCAUCUCUUUGGCCAAAGCUGGGUGGGAAAUAUUUUCAAUACUCAUGUUUCUCGAAGUUCCACUGAUGAUAAUGAUCUUCUGGAUUCCGGUCAGUAAUUUUACGGUUAAAUCGGUGUACAAUGUCCUCCAAGAGAGUCCCUCACCUAAUGUUCCUCUUGACUCCAAAGCUCGGGAUAAGUUAUGGAAGGCAAAGAUUCAUGAGAGACUUAAGCUGCUAAUCUGGAAUAUGAUUUUUGUUAGGCAAAAGAAUCGCCGCUCAUCUAAAGCGCCAGAAAAUCCCAUUAAGGUAUCUCAACAAUCUUGAGCACAACAAUGAUAAAUUAUCUUGAUUUCUUCUCUUCUCAUUCGAAUUGAUAGUCAUCUUAGGCAGAUUUAUUUUUUAGAUAACAAAUAUACCCUUAAGUUGUGGCUGCAUCUCUAAUUAAAUUGAUUGGAUGGCAAAGUAACUAUCAAUGGAUUCCCAAGCAAUUCUCAUAAGCAUUCUUGACUAUUCGAUCUAACAUUUCAUAACAUUGACUGGUCGAAAGAAAUUGACGGUAAUCGGAUGUUCGAACAUUGUAACUGGUGAUGAAUUAGAGUGGAUGUCUGUGUGGUGAUUUGUUGUCCCACAUAGAGAUCCAUCCUUAUUACCUCGACAGUGGCGCAUUGCCCUUGGAACUCAGAGGUCAUAUAAGCAGGAUGCAACAAAAAAGGAGAAGCGGCGGUUAUAUGAAUCAAGGAGAAGAAAGUGCAAAUCUGCCGGAGUCUUACUAUCAGGCUGCCAAGAGUCAGACAAGUGUCUGUCAAAGUCAGACGUGGUUUUAUUAAAAAAAAAAAAAUUUGUAGAAAAAUCUCUCUUCCUAGUCCUGCUAGAUUUUGUUAUUUUUGUUUUUGUAAAAUUUUUAUGAGUUAAUAUUUAGUUUUUAAUGCCUCAAUUUAUUUUUGGAUUUAAAAUUAAAAUCUAGGGGUGGAAGGUUAACCAUUUAGGGAUGGUAUCACCUAAAAUGAAUUUUAUCAUCCUAAAUUUAGUGUUAAUACCUCAAAUUUAAAUUUCUCUUUAAUAUCUCUCUUCUUCAAUUUAAAAAACAAAUUAAAAAAAAAAAAGAAAAAAGAAAGAAAAAGGUUAGAUGUCUGACGCUUGAGGCAGUCGGAAAUCUCAAUUCAGUCUGCAGAGUUGGCAAGUUGGCGGCAAGUUGGUUCUGGAAAGGAGGUUUGUUAUCUUUACAAAAGAUUUACAGUGCAGAAACAUGCUAUGGACAUGGAACAACAGCCUAGCCUUUGUAUCGCUCCAUAUUUUAAAACCCUCAUUUAAAGAGAUUACUUUGAUGAUAAAGAUUAUUGUAAUAUUCAUAUUAGGUAAUGAUAUUUAUUCAUGAGGAAUUUAUGAGAUCA
Corylus avellana is the source of this 3770-nucleotide messenger RNA. The record is from RefSeq and is a predicted model, not a curated record. Lineage: Eukaryota; Viridiplantae; Streptophyta; Magnoliopsida; Fagales; Betulaceae.